Messenger RNA from Polypterus senegalus (gray bichir), 5194 nucleotides. RefSeq names its product family with sequence similarity 13 member A (gene fam13a). The record is from RefSeq and is a predicted model, not a curated record. NCBI's taxonomy places the organism in Eukaryota, Metazoa, Chordata, Cladistia, Polypteriformes, Polypteridae. The coding region runs from base 156 to 3380 and encodes 1074 amino acids. The transcript is spliced from 26 exons. Gene Ontology annotation, biological process: signal transduction.
GCUCAGUCUCUUGGCACUCAGCCUCGACUGCUCGCUUUCCAGAGUUUGGCAUUUAACCUUUUUUUGGGCUCGACGUUGGUCAUGGACGAGAUGGUGGACUUUUGCUUUCUUCACCUCUAACAGUCGCCCGCUGUCUUCAGAUUGUUCUCAAAGGGAUGGGAGCCGGCGCCAUAACCAUGUGUAACAACAAAGCUGCUGUCCGUCUGAAGGAGGACAUGAAGAAGAUUGUCCAACUGCCUCUGGUGAAACCGAAGGAGCUGCGGCACAGGAAACUCUUUGGCGUUGGUCUCUUGGAGCUUAACCAGCAGGGGCUUAUGAGAGAUGGCAUUCCAGCUGUGGUGCACAGCUUGGUGACGUACCUGAAGGAGAACGGAUUGCAACAGGAGGGUCUCUUCAGAGUGAAUGGGAAUGUGAAGGUGGUCAAUCAGCUGCGGCAGAAGUACGAGAGCGGAGAGGAAGUGGACCUAGCUCAAGAUGGGGACGUGUGCUCGGUCGCCAGCCUCUUGAAACUGUUUCUACGAGAGCUGCCUGGGGGCUUAAUUCCCACCGCAAUGCAGCCAAGUCUAAAGGAGCUGUCUGAGGGCCCCAGUGACGAGGAGCAGCUAAAGCAAGAUCUAAAGGAAUUUAUGAGAACAUUGCCUAAUGACCAUUACAAUCUGUUGAAAUACCUCUGUGGCUUCCUGAAUGAUGUGGAAAAGGAGUGCAAGCACAACCGUAUGAACGUGCACAAUCUGGCUACGGUAUUUGGACCAACUCUUUUAUAUGUCUCUUCAGGCCUGGAAGGAAUGAAGGAGCAGGGUAUCUGCAACAAAAUCAUGGCCAGGUUGAUUGACGGCUAUGGUGCCAUUUUUGAGGAGAUGCCAGAGGACAGGAGCCAGAACAUCUGCAGUGUGAUUAUGGUUAAGGAAGUCUGUACCGAUGUGCCACAACAGGACAAGUCACUCGACAGUUCAAAUCCAGAAAUGCCAAUUCCUGCACCAAGAAAGAAAAAAGAAGAGACUUGCAAUCCCCUCCAAGAAGCAAAAGCCACCAAUGAACGAAACUAUGAAACAGUUAUUCCAGUCCCACGAAAGAGAAAGGAAGAGACUUGCAAUCCCCUCCAAGAAGCAAAAGCCACCAAUGAACAAAACUAUGAAACAGUUAUUCCAGUCCCACGAAAGAGAAAGGUUGUCAAAUCAAAGAAUUUAGGUGCCAUCACCACACUUCCAAGGCCAGAGCCGUCAACUGAGGUUCCACAAAUUGGAAUACGGAUCCAGGAAAAGGCCCAGAGAACAGAAGAGAUGGAGCUCCUUGAGAAAGCCUGUCUCAUCCCUGCAGGAGAGGAGCCCCAGAGCAGCUCUCAGGAAGAUGACCGGCCGAUGUCUCCCUUCUAUAUGAGCGGCCAGGUCUCCACACUUGGUAACAAGCCUGCAUCCGAAGACCUUCUAGAAAGAACAAUCCGAUCAGCAGUGGAGCAGCAUCUCUUUGACGUGCACAGCUCGGAAGACUCUGAAUCUGGGACUCCGGUCUCACCGGCGGGGACAGCCAGGCAGCGGAGACGGCAACUGAAAGAGCAGGAUGAAGCCCGGAGGCAUCGAGACAUGGAAGAUCUCAACAAGGAAAACAUUCCCUCUGCCGAUGACAACCAGCAAGCUUUCCAGGAUGGAGACAAGAAGCAGAGAGACAGCAGCGGGGCUUUCAUUGAAGAAAAUGUAAAGCUGAAGCGACAAAAGUCCACUUCUAAGCUUUCAGAGCUCCACGAGAACCAAGAUGGCUCACUCAUAAUGGAGGGAUUUGGAGCAUCCCGUUUCCAGGAGAGGCCGAGGCAUGAAAAUGAGGACUGUCUGCUAGACGAAAGGAAGCAAGUGCAGCUCUACGACGACUCCGUCUUGUUUUCUUGGAGUUCGGCUAUGAAGAUCCAGGAGGUGCAGAGCAGCUGCGAAACGGUCAGAGCACCGAGGGGCCAGGAGCUCGACGUCUGCGGGGAUGGCCCACUGCCGGAGGUGCCCCGUCUGGAUCUGUCCGAUUUAACGGAGGACAACAACUGGGAAGAUCCAGUACCAGCUUACCCAUCCUGGCAAAGGGACAACGUGGACAACGAUGAAGCCCGCCUCUCUCCGCAGGCUGGAGGGCGCCUUAUCCGUCAGCUUCUGGACGAGGAGAGCGACCCCAUGCUCUCGCCACGCUUUUAUGCUUUUGGCCAAAGCCAGCAGUACCUUGAAGACACAGAAGUGCCGCCCUCGCCCCCUAAUGCGCAUUCCUUCAUGAGCAGGCGAAGAAGCUCCUCUCUGGGCUCCUGUGAAGAUGACCGUGAAGAACUGACAUCUGCGCAGCUCUCCAAAAAGAUACAAAACUUAAAGAAGAAGAUACGCAAGUUUGAGGAGAAGUUUGAAGAAGAAAGAAAAUAUCGGCCUUCCCACAGUGACAAAGCAACAAACCCGGAGGUUUUAAAGUGGAUGAAUGAGCUUGCCAAGUUACGUAAACAGCUAAAAGAGGUGAAAUUAAAAAUCUCUGAGGAAGAUCUGCCUCCUCAAACCCGCCAGCGUAGCAACACUCUUCCCAAGAGCUUUGGCUCCCAACUAGACAAAGAGACUGAGCGCAAAGCAGAGACGACAGAGAAAGCGCCUAAACCCACUGUGGAGUCCACACUGGAAACGGUCCAGAAAAAGCUCCAAGAGAAGCGCGGAGAAGCCAAGAGACCAGAAGACAUCAAGGACAUGACGCGGGAGCAGAUUGCUGCAGAAAAAGUUGCUUUACAAAAGGCUCUUCUGUAUUAUGAGAGCAUCCAUGGAAGACCAGUUAUGAAGAGUGAGCGGCUGGUCAUGAAGCCCCUAUAUGACAGAUACCGCUUGGUCAAGCAAAUCUUGUGCAGGGCGUCCACCAUUCCGGUAAUUGGCUCACCCUCCAGCAAGCGCCGAAGCCCUUUGCUGCAGCCAAUUAUUGAGGGCGAGACGGCAUCUUUCUUCGAGGACAUAAAGGAAGAGGAAGAAGACGGCUCGGAUGACGAAAACGGCUCCAGGACUAGCUUUGUGGUGACUAUGAAGCCCGACUUUGCCGUGCGCAGCUUCCUCGAUCAGCUGGACGAGGAGGUGGACGGCUUCAUCUCUCCUGUUGACGAGAAAAGUCAGUCGAAAAAUAGCCUGGAUAUGCGGCUCUCCAAUCUGCACUCGGCAACCAUGCCUGAACUGGUAGAGCAUUUCCAAGAAGCAAGAGAAGAUAAAAAGAGGCUCCGCAAGAAACUGCGAGACUUUGAAGACAAGUUUUUCCGGCAGAAUGGAAGAAACGUACAGAAAGAAGAUCGCACGCCAAUGGCUGACGAGUACAACGAGUACAAGCACAUCAAGGCCAAAUUACGACUCCUGGAAGUUCUCAUCAGCAAGAGAGAUUCUGUUCGGAUGUAAGCGGGCAACGAGGUCCACUUGGUGCGGACGACUACUGUACCCUCGAUAAAUCCGAGGUCGGCGGCGGUGGAAUUCAAAUGGGCAGAUGAAAGCUGCGACCCUCCGAGUUCAACUUAACGGCUUGCCAGAGGUCCUCGGAUCCUGUUUGCUUUUUAAAACGUGCCAACUGGAAAAGCAACACGUGAAGAUUGAGCAAUUUUUAAACGUUUUCCGCGGAACAUGCACAGACUUCCACUAUUAGUGUAUAUGACCAGCAGGGGGUGCCAUUUCAAUUCCAAGUAUGGCUGACCAAAUCCAAAAUAGCUGGCGUGGGAUCAAUUGAGAGCAAGGCCAGUGCGCCCCCUACAGGACAAGAGAGAGGGAGCUUUUCGAGAAACGUUACGACACGGUGAUCUCGUAAAACACUUCGAUUUAACGCUCCUUAUUCCCCUAAGCAAAUGAUCAUUUUUGAUUUGGCGAGGCUGAUGCUUUAUUUGUUUGCUUUUUAAUGCCAGCUGUUUUAAUUAAGAUGCUUACUGAUGAAAGAAUGCCAAGUAGACGUAACCGACCGCAAAUGCAUGCCCAGUGCCGGCCUUGUCCCGAUGAGCCACUUGCGACUCAAACCUGCAGCACAGUCACAAACGGGCCACCGAAGCCUCGGGGAAUUUUGUCCGCCUGUGUCUUUGAGGGUUUUGUGCACAUUUUAAAGGGUGAAACGGGACGCCACUUGGGAGGAGAUCCUGUCAGAGUGGCAAACCGCAGUCGAGAAUUUAGUUUGGUUUUUGUUGCCGUGAGCGCUUUUGUUAGCUUUAGUUUCUACUUCAUUUCUGACUUACUGACCGAUUUCACAACAUAAAGGGAAUUGUAAUCUUGGUGUUUUAAAAUGAAACGCACACUUUCACUAAAUGGCCUAGAAGUGUUGAAAUCACCAGGGAAGUUCAGAGGGGCCGUGCAGUGUGUGACGCCCCCCAGUGGCAGACAGCGGUUUGCACUUGCAUUAGUGUGUUGGGCCCGAGUUUGUGUCGCACGCACGUGAAUUUUGUUUUUCGUUUUUCUAUUCUACCUAAAGUAAUGCUGUAGCGGUCAAAUUCUCAACCAGUCGGCUUCAUUUAAUUGGUCUUUGAAUGAGCGGCGACUUUUAAAGUGUCCUCCGCCGGUGGUCUGAGUGACGUCUCCUUUUAGAGAAUUUAAGCUGCUAGACGUGAUUCGAUUUUCAAGCCUAUUUUUUCAGAUUAAAGAUUGUUUUCUAUUUUAUUUCUGUGCUCCAAAGAUGAACGAAAUCAUUAGUGAAAUGUUGACAGCUGACCAAAAAUGCCAACGCUGCAUUAUAAGCUUUGUUCAGCCAGGUCUGUGUAAGCAUCGGGUGCGCAAAAAUCUCCAACCUGGUGUGACGAGUGACUUACAGACCACCAGGGGGCGACUUUUAUAUAAAAAGCUACUGGACAAUUUUUUCCUUCCCCGUUUUUUUGCUCCAAAAACUGAAGUUUUUCCGUGACCUGUUGAUGUGUGGAGCCUGCAGAGGGCGCCACUCGAGUGGUCCUCGUCUCCGCACGGUCCAGCGGCCCACUGUCUUCUGCUUUUCAGCUACAAGGAACUUUACAAAGCGGGAGAGAAGCCAGCAGCCCGUCCCGGCUCGUCACUUUGGGAGUGUGGACCCCGAUCGAUGUUUACGUGAUCGUGUGAGACGUCUGAAUAAUCGAAACAAAUCGCUGCCUUGUGUCUUACUUUGUGUUUUUGAAUGUAAACACUGAUGGACAAUUAUGGGUUUGUACAUUUUAGUACAUGAUAACAGCGUUUUAUUUUCUAUAUUAAAUAUAUAUGAGAAAAAAACACAA